AUGACUACCAGAUAUCGCGUUGAAUUUCUAACCUACUGUGUAGAUGCUCUCAAGUCGCACCGCCGCGAUCAGUUAGGCCUCCUGGCGGUCCCGUUCGUGCUGCACUCGCAGCCCACCGCCGUCUACCAGGAACACAGCGAGAACCUGGUCGCCGUCGCGGCCGACACGCACCAGCGCUACGCCGAGAUCUUCCGUGACGUCGAGAAGCUCAUUGCCGAUCAUAUCCACCAUGAGCGCACCAGCGCCCCUGGCAAAUCCAAACUCAAGCUGCUCGUCCCCACCGUGGGCUCGUUCUUCAGCCCGCUCCCGCUCGAGGACGCCUUCAACUACCAGGACCGCAAGCGCUAUAUCAGCCGCCGCCGCUUCGUCGCCCCCUCCUUCAACGAUAUCCGCCUCACGCUCAACACAGCGCAGCUGCUGGGCCUCGUGCGGGGGUCCGGGUCAUCCCCGGACUCCCCAUCAUCAUCAUCCGGCUGCGGCAUCGACCUCGUCACCUUCGACGGCGACGUCACCCUUUACGACGACGGCGCCUGCCUCACGCCCGACAACCCGGCCAUCCCGCGUCUGCUCCGCCUGCUGCACCGCGGCGUGCGCAUCGGCAUCGUCACCGCCGCCGGCUACACCGAGGCCGCCAAGUACUACGAGCGGCUGGGCGGCCUGCUCGACGCCGUCCACGCCAGCACCAGCCUCACCCCAACCCAGAAAUCCAACCUCAUCAUCAUGGGCGGCGAAAGCAACUACCUCUUCCGCUUCGACGCCGACGCCCCGCACCGCCUCGCCCCCGUCCCCCGCGACCACUGGCUCCUCGACGAAAUGAAGGCCUGGAACCAGUCCGACAUCGCCGCCCUCCUCGACAUCGCCGAGUCGUCCCUGCGCGCCUGCGCCGCAAACCUCAACCUCCCCGUCGCCGUCCUCCGCAAGGACCGCGCCGUCGGCGUCUACCCGCUCGACCGCGCAAAGCUCCACCGCGAACAGCUUGAGGAGACCGUCCUCGUCGUGCAGAAUACCGUCGAGCGCUCCGCGGUGGGCGAGCGACUCCCUUUUUGUGCUUUUAACGGCGGCAACGACGUCUUCGUCGACAUCGGCGACAAGUCGUGGGGUGUGCGCGCGUGCCAGCAAUACUUCGGGGGCAUCGAGCCGAGCCGCACGCUCCACGUCGGCGACCAGUUUCUGUCCGCCGGCGCGAAUGAUUUCAAGGCGCGCCUGGCGUCAACGACGGCGUGGAUUGCCGGACCGGCGGAGACGGUGCAGCUGCUGGAUGAAUUGGAGGAGUUGGAAGGGAGGUGA
Aspergillus clavatus NRRL 1 is the source of this 1287-nucleotide messenger RNA. It is a transcript of the gene isn1, whose product is annotated as IMP 5'-nucleotidase ISN1. Gene Ontology annotation, biological process: nicotinamide riboside biosynthetic process; nicotinic acid riboside biosynthetic process; inosine salvage. The coding region runs from base 1 to 1287 and encodes 428 amino acids. The transcript has 7 exons. NCBI's taxonomy places the organism in Eukaryota, Fungi, Ascomycota, Eurotiomycetes, Eurotiales, Aspergillaceae. Gene Ontology annotation, molecular function: magnesium ion binding. The record is from RefSeq and is a predicted model, not a curated record.